This is a messenger RNA of Nicotiana attenuata, 778 nucleotides long. RefSeq names its product nuclear transcription factor Y subunit C-2-like. The coding region runs from base 82 to 498 and encodes 138 amino acids. Gene Ontology annotation, biological process: regulation of DNA-templated transcription. The record is from RefSeq and is a predicted model, not a curated record. The transcript has a single exon. Gene Ontology annotation, cellular component: nucleus. Gene Ontology annotation, molecular function: protein heterodimerization activity. Lineage: Eukaryota; Viridiplantae; Streptophyta; Magnoliopsida; Solanales; Solanaceae.
GCCAAAACUAAUUCCCGCCAAACCCAGAAGCCCUAAAUACCAAUUCCCUAGUUUAGUCAUCUUCGACAAUCAGAGUGCUCAAUGGCCGGAGAAGAUGAAGAAAAAAAUUCCACCGCGGCCGGCGGAGAAGUCCACCAACUCCAGAUCCCGUUAGGCCGAGUGAAGAAAAUCAUGAAACUGGAUCAGGACAUCAACAAGGUGAACGCAGAAGCCCUACAUCUGAUCGCUAGCUCCACCGAACUUUUCCUCGAAGUCCUAACGGAGAAGUCAGCGCAAGUCGCCUUAGAAAAGAAGAGAAAAACCAUAAAGCUCGAGCAUUUAAGAGUUGCCGUGAAAAGGCAUCAACCUACGAGCGAUUUCCUUCUCGACUCGCUUCCCGUGCCUUCACAGCCGUCCAAUCCUUCUCCUAAGAUUCAAAAUCGUCCUCGAUUAUCAACAGAGAAGCCGCUUCCUUCUGGAACACGACGAAUCGAGGCAUUCUUUCAGAAGUCCACUUAAAACUCGCUGUUCACAUUUCAGAGUAGAGCUUAUGAUUAUGAUUUGAAAAGAAGUUUUAUUUUCCUUGACUAAUUAAUACGAUUAUGCGUUGCCAGGGAGGAUCUACGAUUUCCAGACAUUUGUUAUUGAGGAGUAUUGCUGUAUCUAUUGGUACUAAUUUAUAACCUUGGGUGUUAUCUAUGUAUGAAUAGAAUCGACGUGGCGAGGACCGAAGGCAUUGCAUAUAUGUUUUGAUUCGAUUUAAUCAUUUUAGUGCACCUUCAUUGAUUCAUGAUCCAUA